Molecule: messenger RNA, 3248 nt
Organism: Sphaeramia orbicularis (orbiculate cardinalfish)
Lineage: Eukaryota; Metazoa; Chordata; Actinopteri; Kurtiformes; Apogonidae
Gene: pus7l
Product: pseudouridine synthase 7 like
Exons: 9
Coding region: 286-2391 (701 amino acids)
Biological process (GO): pseudouridine synthesis
Cellular component (GO): nucleus
Molecular function (GO): pseudouridine synthase activity; RNA binding
Source: RefSeq, a predicted model, not a curated record
CGUUAACAGCGUGGUGGUGUUUACUGCAGAAAAUCUUCGUUUAAACGCUUAUUUGGUGCUAAAAGUAGAGACAUUUUUACCACUCCCUACCAGCAUACACAUACGGAACUUGUAAGACUGAAAUUUAAUUUACUGCACUUGAAUAACUAUGUCCCUUGGCAGUCUUAAAGGUACUUAAUGUGGCCAAAACUGAUGGUAAUGUAGAUAAACAUGUCUUUUUGCACCUAUUAACUAUACUCAAGCCAAAAUAAAUAACUUGUCAUAUUGAUAAGCCUUUUAUUUUUUAUGAUUUUGUCCAACAGAAUUCAGUGUAAACUCUGCUGUCAGCCUGAAAUGAUCAUGAAGCAGGACCGUGAUGCUGUUGAUAUCCCAGCAUACUUCAUUUCAACUCAUGAAGGUUUUGUUGGAAGCGUGAAAAACUUUGCCAAAGACUUUGUUGUGACCGAGAUUGACAUUAGAGGACAUCAAGUGAACACACCAGGAUCCGCUGAGGCUGACACAUCAGACUGUGCCUUCACAGACAACACCAAUAAAACCAGUAAGCAGGAUGAUGGUGUCCCCAUCCUGCAGGACACAAAUGUCUCAGCUGGUUGUAGAAUGGAUGUCCCCAUAUCUGGUCCAGGGAGUCUGGAUUUAUGUGUGAUCUUAGGUCAGGCCAUCAGUGAGGAGCUAGAGCAGUUUGUGUUGACCCUGAAAGCUGAAAGUCUGUCCAGGCAGGAGUUUUCCCUGGGAUGUUUUGCUGACAAACACCAGAGAGGGAAUGUUCACCGGGCUGUCAGACUCCGCUUCCCCUUCCUCAUGACUAUCACCAACCAGACUGAGAUCAAGGUGAGGGAAGAUCCAGACUACAGAGAGCUCUCCCAGCUGGUCACAGAGGAUGAAGCAGAGGACUUUUUCAGGUUCAUAGAUGCCAAAGUGCAAGGGUUGUCAUACACAUUUCUACCUGAUGAGAAUAAGGAACACAGGACUGCUGUCCAUCACUUCCUGAGCAGAAGGUUUGGCAAACUGGUGGAGACCAAGAGCUUCAGUGACCAGGGGAGGACGUCCAUCUCCGUUAGGCUGAGAGAGAGAGGCAGACCAAAGAAGAGGACUGCAGAGGACCGCAAAGAGGAAGACAUUUACACAGCUUUUACUUUGUGUAAGGAGAACCUGGAGACUCUGGAAGCUAUCAGCUACAUGUCAGCAGCUCUGGGAGUCCUACCCUCUGACUUUACCUACGCUGGUAUCAAGGAUAAGAGAGCCAUCACCUACCAAUCCAUGGUGGUCAAGAAGGUCUCUGCUCAAAGGUUGAAGGAGAAGGCAGCGGAGUUUGAAAAGAGAGGGAUACGUCUUUCUGAGAUUCGAUCUGUUCGUGAGCCUUUGAAGCUCGGACGGCUGCAGGGGAAUCACUUUGACUUGGUGGUUCGUGACCUGAAACCACAUGAGGCCAGUGAGGUGCAUUCCUUUGGUGCAGAUGCUCACCUGGCAGCACUUGUAAAGGAGGGAGUAGAAAAUGUGAAGGUCAGAGGUUUUGUGAACUACUAUGGACCACAGAGAUUUGGCAGCAGUCAGAGUGUUCAGUCUGACCAAAUAGGGCUGGCUCUACUCAAAGAAGACAUGGUGAGUGCUGUGCGUCUCUUCUUCACUCCAGAGGAGGGCAAUGAUCCUCAGAACCAAGCCAAGAGACAUUUCCUUCAAACAGAUAAUGCCAAGGAGGCUUUGUUGUCAAUGCCUUUGUCCAAGGCCAGAGAGAGGCUGAUGCUUCGAGCCCUGAACCGCUAUGGUACUGGUCCAGAAGGCUGUACCCAAGCUUGGCUAAGUCUGCCCCACAGCAUGAGAGUCUUCUAUCCACAUGCAUAUUGCAGCAGAGUGUGGAAUGAGGCGGUGGCACACAGGUUGACUAUUCUGGGUCACAGUGCCAAACAAGGGGAUCUGGUGCAGGAAGCGAAAAACAGGGCAGAGAACACUGGGGAAUCUAGUUCUCCGCAGAUCCAUGUGGUGACAGAGCAAGAGGAGCAAGCAGGAGUGUACACACUUGGACAAGUGCUGCUUCCCAUGCCAGGAAACACUGUGAAGUAUCCAGAAAAUGCCAUGGGGACUUGGUACCAGGAGAGACUGGCCAGAGAUGGGCUGGAGAACUGCCGUUUCAGAGUUAGUGGCCUAAAAAUGAAUCUACCAGGCUGCUACCGCCCUCUGCUGGCUUUUCCUCGCAAUCUCAGAUACUGUCUGCAGAGGCUUGCCAGAGAGGUGACAGUAGACGACAGUGGAGAGAGGACUGAACAAACAAACGGUGCAGCAGCAGGAGAGCAGGUGUCAGACACAGACUCACUCGCUCUCAUUGUAAACUUUGACCUGGACUCUUCCUGCUAUGCCACCGUGUGCCUCAGAGAAAUCAUGAAGUUUGACCCUUGAAGGUCACAUUGCCGUAAUCGUACACCAAAGAUGUGCCAAGAAGACGGAAAAAAACAUUUUCAAGGUUUGAUGUGUGGAGGCAUUGGUUGUAGGGAUGGAUGAUGUGGUCAGGGAAAAAAAAUCAUAUUGGUCAAAUGAGUAAAAGUUAAAGAAACCAGAUGGUUAUUGGUGGUUUUCAACAUUAUUAUGGUCAGAUUUUCCAAAAUACAGUGGAGGAACAUUUGAAGCAACAUUAUGAAUAAAAUGACCUAAAAUAUCAAAACACUGAAACUUCUUGUACUUUAUUUGACAAUGAAAAACAAAACAAACCUGAAAGACAAAAUAAUUAUAGUACUUAUAUGAUGAUUAUCUGAAAUGAUCUCCAAGUAGAACUGUUAUGGUCUAGUCAGCGUGUUUUAUCAUCUAAGUAUACACUAGGUGUACAAGGAGAAUAGGUUUUCUUUUCCUACUCUGAAAAAAGCUUUAUUUUGUUUACUGCAAACAGUGAUUUUAUAUAUAACAAAGAAAGCGGCUUUUGGAACCAUUAUCAAAUUUGAGAUGUAUUGAACAGAAGAGUGGUUUUGCAUGAAGCAGCAUGAAAUAACACUGUGAGAAGGUGGGACUUUUUUGAAGGCCUGCAAACAGUUAUUUUGUCUUCGAGCCACUAAAACACGUGAUAAACUGAGUAACAUAAAGUGCUGCACAAUUUUAAUCCCCCUCAGCCAAAUAUAGUGUAGGAUUCUGUUGAAAGUUAAUGCCCUGUAAUUUAGAUUACAUUGUCUUUGUGUAUAACUUAUUACAUACAUAUUUAUAUUUGAAAGUACUCAGAUAUCAUAAAUGCACAUGGCCAUUUUACCUUGAAAAAACAGGUCAAGCUC